CCGUUGGUCGGUCGGACGCACGCUCGUUGCCUCCCUUCGGUCGGUGCGGUGCGUGUGCUUCACUGCUUCACGAGUGAAAACGAGAAAAGCUACGAGGACGCUCUUGUGGCGUCCUGGUCUACGCAGCCACCACAAACUGUUACAGCAGAUACGGAAGGUGGGGAUUCACCGGCGCAGGAAACGAGGAGCGUACGUGCACGAUGCCAGCCAGGACCACGUCAAAGGAUAGAACGCAGCCAGAAGCGAGAGGAACGUCAUCGGCCCGAUACUCGAAGCAGGAAAAUCACCGUUCCAUUUUACACUUUUAUACGAAACGAGCUACUACAACGACCAACGUUUCCGCGUUGUUCCGGCCUGACGGUGUCUUUUGAUUCGGUGCCCGAAAAUAGCAACGCACACCGAGAGAUAGAGAGGAGAGUGGUGAAUGGUCGACUAAAAGCGAGCGUUGGCAACGGAACGAAACAUCGGGACGACGUCGAGAAACCGUGCCGCUUCAUUCGUCGACGUCGGCAUCGGCGAAUCAACGUCCAACGUGGUGAACGACGAUACGGAUUCGAGCCUCGUACGAGCCCCUUCCCCCCUCCCCACCCCCGUUACCUCGUACUGUGCGCGUGACGAACGACGCCUCGAAAUGGAUGGAGAAAAGUACGGUUCGAAUCUUAAUCGGCUUGUAAAUAGUCUAUCGUAAUUCCUCUCGCGUGGACCCGAGAUAUCCAUCUAAGUGGCGUUAUCCCCAGUUGCCUCGUUUCUUAGCGUACGCAAACUUUCUUCCCUCUCACGAACGAAAACCGGAUCACGGAGGAAACGGUGUCCAAUACGGGAGGAUAUAGAGUCGUGCGAUAUUUCGAUUGAAAAUAUAUAUAUAUAUAUACAGAGAGAGAGAGAGAGAGAAGAAAAAGGAUAAAAAGAAGACGUCGAGAGAGGAGCCUAAUGUUUCUCAACGACAUGGGGCUGUUAAUGUUCUUAGCACUAACGGCCUCCCUCCUCUUGGGUUAUUGCCAAACGGAUGAAAAAGUGUCAUUUUACGGAGCGAGCUACAUUCAUCUUCCGGUGCAAGAAGCUAAGGGUGCGACUGACAUCAGCUUCCGGUUCCGAACUCAUCUCGCGGACGCUAUGCUGCUACUGGCCGUUGGCAGGACGGAUUACUGCCUGAUCAAACUCGAAACCGGCAAAUUGAAGGUCCAUAUCAAUUUAGGGGCGGGUGAAAGCGAGAUGUCCAGUGCUCGUGGAUUGACAUUGAACGACCUGAGCUGGCACGAGGUCAAUCUGACAAGGCGAGAGGCUAACAUUACCCUACAAAUUGACGUGAUACACACGACCAAAUCCCUUCUACCAGGACGUUUCUUUGAACUGAAUAUACACUAUGGCGUCUUCAUCGGGGGACAGGGUGAUUUUAACGAGCUAUUUCUAGGACACACGGAUUACUUGCGAGGCUGUAUGGCUGACAUAAUCUACAAUGGCGCCAGGGUAAUAGAAUACGCCAAGUCGAGGAAAGGCCAGUCGGAGGCCACCGCCGUUACGUGGAGCUGUUCACCGGAAUUCGACGCUACGAGGAGCACGGAAGUUAGUUUCGUGGAGGAUGGUGCGUUCACAGCGAUCCCAAGACCCAUUCCACGCUCGGGCUCCAAGUACGUAGUAACCAAAAGGGUCUUUUCAUCGUGUAAAUUAUACUCGAACGCGCACUUUAGUAGAGAGUCUCGAAUAUCCCUCGUUCGAGAAUAUAUCUUUCCACAUAUUUCCCUAACUAAUCAAAUUAAUUCGUAUUCAAACUAAGCUCCCCGAUAACGAAAACAUAUCCAUUUAAUUACUCGUCGUGUCUAUUUCCCGCUUUCGAAAUAUCACGGGUUCGCGCAAACCGAUUUCGCUUACACAAGCAUUAGUCCCGAUGAAAUAUACGCGCCUGUACACGUGGCCUGUCUAUAUAUACGUAUACGUAUUUUCCAAUCGUAUAGGAAAUGCCUAACGACCUAACGAAAUUACAGCGAAACGAACCUCGCGUCUCUCUGACACUUCGUCAACCGAACAGCUGUUAUUAGCGGUUUCAGAAAUUGUCGAUAGACGGCCAAACCGCUAUGGAUAUAAACUAACGACAAUAUUUGAUGCGUGUCCCGUUUAAAGCGGCGGGAUAAAUAUGAAAUUUAGUUUCCAAGUCAAUUUUAGCGCCAGUUUGCGAAUAGUCGAGCGCGCGUUUAUCAAAACUAAACGGUGACUACAAGUUGGCGCUCGUGUGUACCGUGCCAAGCGUUGGUAAAGCGUUAAUAAUCGAAUAAACAAUUUUCGUAAAGUAAAAACGAGAUAGCGACACGACGGCAAGGUUAAUUUGAUUCCCUUUCGAUUUAAAUUGGGUCAUGCUCGAGCCGGUUUGUUUAAAUUUAGAAUAUGAUAUUUAUCAAGAUGCUUCGCAACGAGACGUUGGAAGGAUAACGGCCAAUAUCGAAAAUGGAUAUUUUUUUUUUUUUUUAUCGAACGUAUCUCCGAUGAAUUUCUUCCUUGAAAAAUACCGGUAAAGUUUUUAACCGUCCCUGUGAAAACCUUUGACGAAUGUCUGUACUACUUUUUAACGGUGAAAACCCACGGGGACGUUGGCAAAGCAUCUUGGAAAGCUCCAAACAAAAACCGCAAUCACGUUACAACGAGGGCAUCGUUACUAGUUAGAACGAUGUCUGCUCGUAUCCUCUAGGAAAACACUUUGAUCCCACUUUUCAGAAUAACAAAGACUUUUGGGAACAAGAGGUUUGAUUGGUUCGACGAAUCGCAAUAGUAAAUCUCUUAUUCUCUUUCUCUCGUUUUUCUUUCUCCCUCUAUCUCUACCUCUUCGGCUAAAUGAAAAACGAUGUUUGUGAAAUUAAUACCACUGUGAGAAUUG
This is a messenger RNA of Apis florea (little honeybee), 2866 nucleotides long. It is a transcript of the gene kon, whose product is annotated as chondroitin sulfate proteoglycan 4-like protein. Gene Ontology annotation, biological process: anatomical structure morphogenesis. The record is from RefSeq and is a predicted model, not a curated record. NCBI's taxonomy places the organism in Eukaryota, Metazoa, Arthropoda, Insecta, Hymenoptera, Apidae.